AAAUACCUAAUAAAAAAUAUUUAACAUUGCCCAAGAAUUCAGAGAUCUGUCUGCAUUUGUAAACUUAGCUAGGUGGGUGGGACCUUGUCCUGGGAUUACCAUUCUGACCACACAUAUACCUAAAUUAGCUCUGUCCCAAACUGACCUUAGACUCAGGGAUCUGCCUGCAUUUAUAUCUUUCUGACAAAUUGGCUCAUAAUGAAGCUGCCCCUAUGCCUUUAGAUUUGUUGUAUAAAUAUAGCCUGCUCAGUCUAUAUAAUGUUAAACAUAUGUAUGUUUUCAAUACUGACCAUUUGGUCUUAGGUAAUGUGUGUUCUUUCCUGGAGAAGGCUACUUCUUCCUUGCCCAUUAACUUGCUUGGUACAGACUUGAAGAAGAAAUAACGACAGUUAAGAAUAUACAAACUGCAAUUCUACCAUUUAGCAGCAAAGUCAUUGAAUAAGACUAAGAAGUGAACUCCCGCAUAGCAGAGGCAAAAGUUGCGGACAUUUCCUCAGUAGAAGUGGACCCACUGUAGAAUUACUAAUAUGCAUGAUUUUAUGACAUAGGAAAUCCACAUGCUAGGGCCAAAUUAGAAUUAUUCCAAAGACCAUUUAAAUGAGACUGAAGAGGAGACCAGUGAUGUUCAGAAGUAUUACAUUCCAAGGGAGUUUUACAAACACAAGAGAACAGUAAAUGCUGUUGCACUGAGAACAUGCUUUUUAAUAUGGUGAAUUUGAUUUUCACCGGAAUAGAAAUGCUUGCACCUGAAUGCCCCUCUCAAUAUUCUCCUGUGUCAUGGAUGCUAUUGACAUAUAUUUGGAAAACUGAUCUACAUGAUGUGAUAUAUGAAUUUGUUUAACUAAGAAUGUAGUAGAUAAGACAAAAAUUGAAACCACACCUAUUAAGUUUGUGAUCCCCAAUAUCAAAGCUGCAAAUAUUGAUUGUGAGUAUGGUUACUGUGACCUCAAAUUGCUUUGUACAGACUGGAAGAAUAAACAAAACCCUCCUCAAUAUUUCUCAAGAAAUAUUUUCUUUAGAUCUCUUGAGAGCCUAUGGGAAGCCUCUUUAAACAAACAAAUCUGGCUGACAGGGCAAUAUCCCCCUGAGAAAAUGUGGUUGCAUCAUGAGUGUGAUCCAGUCUACAAUAGAUCAGGCUGUCUCUUUAGAUGUUGCAAGAGGAAUGGGUUUCUUUUGGUUAGCCAACUGCUGAGGAUCGAGUACUUCUAGGACCUCCUUUGCUCCAUCUGGAUGUUCAGGAAUGGUACACCAACCACAGUAGGAUCUGAGUGACAAGUUUCACAGAAUGAGGUCAUAGACUUUAAAAGAAGGAGACCUCCUGGAACUAGUUGUGGAACUCUUGGCCAGAAAAAAAUUAUUGAGCAGUAGUUCUCUUGGCAACUUAUCUUUUUUAUCUUUACUAUUCUUUUUCCUAAACAUGAGAUGUUCUUGAUAGCCUAGGCUAAGAUCUUAAGUUAGAAUAAUGGGUGAGAAACUAUCCCUUGAGAUGGAGUUAUAAACCAUGACCUUAUCUCUGAGAAAACCAUGUUAUAAAUCAUCUUGUAUAAUGUAUUGAUAAAUAAAAACUUUCCCAACAACAAUAAAGUUUUAUAUGGUUGUAUGUGGGGCAUUGGAAGUAGGCUUCAGUAUAUUGUUUAAGAACGCCUUAAAUAGAAAGAAUUAAAACAGUUUAAAUUUAUGUUUUGAAGAUUUAUAGAAAAUUAGGAACUAGAUGUUAAACAGUAACUGAUCAUAAAAUUUCAUUAAGUUGUUGUUGGAAAUUUGUCUAGUCAUAGAUGAUUUAUGUAUCUUACUGUGUUAAAUGAUUAUAAUAAUAUCCAUUCUAUCUGGCUGUUUCAUUGAAUUUAUAUUUUUUAAAGUUGAAAUACUUAGAUGAUUUUGUAUUUUACUGUAUCAAAUGAUUAUUUUAAUACCUGUUCUAUUUGACUGUUUCACUGAGCACAGGUUUUUAGGGUUGUAAUAUCCGUUUCUUUAUACAUAAAAACCUUUAUUUAACAGCUAUAAAACAUACUCAGAUUCAAAUUGUAUCUGUGUUUGUUUCUAUAUGUAAUCACCAUAUGCUUACCCACCUAGCCUUGAGAACCCACAUCCCAGAGACCCCCUAUAACCUACUGGGGUCAUCCAUGGCACAGGAAUCUCUACCUUCCUCAUUUUGAUGAGUGUUUGUUGCUUUUUUUGAUUGUGGAGUAGUCACUACAGGGUGGAGAGAGGGGGAAAUGCUCACAUUAAGCCUGUGACACAUUGAUUGACAGCACUAUUGGUGGUGGGUUGUUAACGGCCUAGAAAAGACAGAGUCAUGUUAAGGAAAUCUUGGUCAAGGAAGGAAUCCUUUAAGUUGGAAGUCACCUGUAUCUUAUUUUAAAAAUCAGAUGGAAAAGUUGUAAAUUAUUUAUUUCAUCUGCUUUAUAUAGCUGAUACCAUGAUAAUUAUGUAUCUGGAAUUGGUAAUAACAACUUAUUGGUGGAAAAGAAAUUGACUUACAUUAUUAGCAUUAUUUUAUCAAUCUAGGAUCAAACAGUGGUUAUUAACAUAAGCAGAUUGACCUAUGGGAGGUAGAACCAAUAUGAUUCUUUGAAGCUUAAAAGAAUUUUAAAACAACUUGAAAUUAAUUUAAACAAUUCUGGACUUAAAAACAUAAGCAUUAUUUAGGUAUUUUUGUUAUGAGAAGGGAAUAAGCAUUUUAGUAAAAAAAAAAUAGCAAAAGAAGCAUUACAUUUUUAGGUUUUGGAUGAGCUGUCUUGUUCCAAGCUAUUAGCACCAGUAUUCCAUCCUUGCUGCCAUCAUCUGUAUAUGACCUAGAGGAGGAAGAAAGGCUCUUCCACCAUGGCCAGCUGCCCCCUCCAGGUUCAUGCAUGUAGGUGACUGGCAGAUUUCAUUUCCAUGCAUAUGUGUCCCCUUGGCUGAGUUUUAUGACAACCUGGCAGGUGACAGUAGGAGAGAUGAUGAUACCCUCUGAAACCCCUAGACAAAAAAAUGGAAGAGAAAAGGCAGACUAGACUCUCUGUGGAGCCUUAGGUCUGUCUCUAUCUUUGGUGUGGCUUAAUGAGCAUAAGCAUACCCUGGUGUUUUUGCCCAGACCUCUCUGAGGAUCAAAGCCAAUCUUUAGCAGGACAGGAUCUGAAGAAGUUAGCAGAAAUGCACAGGUUGGACUGAGCAAAUCUCUUCCCCAUGGUAUGAAGGGUAUGGAAGGUAGCACAUAAACCUGGAAGACUUCUUUAUUUAUCUGUUCCUCACAAUGCAAAAAGGCUAUGCUUUGAGCAACACUGGGGGCAUGUACCACACCAUAAAGUGUGGAAAGAGAUGUAGUGGGCCAAUUUGCAGGACAUUCUUUGCCAACUAUUUAAGAGACAUCUGUUCAGGUACCCUAAAGGUCUUUGAUAAUUUGUUUUUAUCUCUUUUAUUUAUUUUUAUCUCAUUAAAAAGGCUUUAUUUUCUUCUUUAUUUCUCCCACCUAAAACAUUAGAUUGCUUGAACCAAAGCUUUCCUCUCCUUUCCUCUGACUUUGUAUUGGCUGAUCCCUAACACAUAAUGGCAACACUAUUUGAGCAACCUCUGUCCUACAUGAAUCUCUACUGUUUUGCAGGCAGCUGCAACAAGAUUUCUAUUUCUACUGUGUAGUCAGACCCAAUACCCUCUAGAAUUACAUGCAUCCCUUUUAUAGCUUCUGCCUAAUAUUAGCAGAACUAUGCUCAUGAACAACAAACAAUAAUCUCUUGUGGGCACGGUGGGGGGUCAGAAUUUAAUAUUACUAAGCUGCAAGAAUCACUUAAGAUAUACCAAACUCAUAAUAUGCAAAGGCUGAACAUUUAUUUUGCAGAUAUUACCAGCAUGCUGGAAUACUCCAUAUAAAUGUGCAGGCUUGCAGGCCCCCUUUUAUGCACAUGUUGGGGAAUUUCAGGGGGAGUGGUAGACCUUUACAUUGAAUUGAUCAGUUGACUUGUAGUACUCUGACGAGGCUUAGCUUACCAGGACCCGCUGAGUGAACAGACAUGUAGCCCGGAAUGUAUGCAAAAAGCAAGAGAAAUGUAUUGUUCAAAUGCGUUGGGGUCAUUUUACACCUGACGGAGAAGUGGUGACCCCGCACAGCUUAUCUGAUGAGCUUCUAUACAGUUUUCAGAGCAACAGCCACUAGGCACAAUAUGAUUGACAGAACAGUGUGACUUUUAAAACUGAUUGGUCUUUAGGGAAUGAGGUGGCAAGGACUUCCCUUGUCUGUAAGUGGCCAAUGGUUGGUCUAUCCUUUGGAAUGUGUCUACAUGCUCUGGGCCUCCCCCACCUGCAAGUGGCUGAUGGUUGGUUGCCCCCUCCCCUUAUGGUCUGAGGGAUAUUAAUUAGCCUUUCCCUUCCAGAGGGUUAAUCUUCCAGGAGGAGUGAUCUGUUGAAAUUUUCCAAAGUUCCUGAGCUAACUCUUCAGGCUCCCUCUCUAGGGGUAGAAGUAAAUCUAAGAUUGGUGAGUUUAGAGGAUAUAGGCAACAGAAAGUUGGAUACAGAAACUAAGAGAAGCUUAAGCCUGAUAAUUCAAUUAUUAUCAAACUAACAAAAACUUAGGCCUAGUACUAUAAGCUGUCAAUUUUCAGUUUGUCAUUGAUUCAGGUUGGCUCAGUCCUCUCAUUUCCCCCUCGAGUAAUGGCUCAUCUUAAACUCUUUGAGAUGUUUCCAUAGACUGGUUUGUUGUUUCAGAAUCAUCAGUUGGCCAGUGGAAAUUCACUCCUUAGUAAACGUGCAUUAAUUACAUAGGGUCCACAAAUGAGUUCAGUUAGCAGGAGCAAGACUGGUCCUUUCUAUGAUGAUAUUUAGCAUAGUUAUCCAGGGGGACCAGGAAAAGAAUGAUUCCUAGCAGUUUUGAUUUUGUUGUCUAAGUUUACCUCUUUUCUCUAGUCUCUGCUGUACCAUGGCCAGGCUAUUUCUGAUAAUGCCUGAGAUGAUUGUGCAGAAACAACGUUGUUCUCCAAAGGCUAGGCAGAGCCCUCUGUGUUCCAAGAACAUUCCUAACCACUUUCUGUUUUGUAGUACUACUUCAGCAAAUGAGUCUGACUGUUCUAGGUAAUAAAUACACUUUUCUUUUUUUUUUUUUUUUGGGUGCAGCGAACUUUAUUGAUGGUAUUCAAUAGAGUAGGGAGGGCUCCCUAGGCCCCUCCUGUUAUUAUGGGGGUCUGGGAUGGAAAUUGUGAGGGAGAUGCUCAGUGUUGGGGGCCGAGUUGGGAUAGGGCCUCUCUCUUGCUCAGUGUCCUUGCUGGGGUGGGUGGUCCAGGGUUUCUUACUCCUUGGAGGCCAUGUGGGCCAUGAGGUCCACCACCCUGUUGCUGUAGCCAUAUUCAAUGUCAUACCAGGAAAUGAACUUGACAAAGUUGUCAUUGAGAGCAAUGCCAGUCCCGGCAUCGAAGGUGGAAGAGUGGGAGUUGCUGUUGAAGUCGCAGGAGACAACCUGGUCCUCAGUGUAGCCCAAGAUGCCCUUCAGUGGGCCCUCAGAUGCCUGCUUCACCACCUUCUUGAUGUCAUCAUACUUGGCAGGUUUCUCCAGGUGGCAUGUCAGAUCCACUACGGACACAUUGGGGGUAGGAACACGGAAGGCAUACCAGUGAGCUUCCCGUUCAGCUCUGGGAUGACCUUGCCCACAGCCUUGGUAGCACCAGUGGAUGCAGGGAUGAUGAUGAUGCAGGCUCUCUGCUCCUCCCUGUUCCAGAGACAGCCGCAUCUUCUUGUGCAGUGCCAGCCUCAACCCGUAGACAAAAUGGUGAAGGUCGGUGUGAACAGAUUUGGCCGUAUUGGGCGCCUGGUCACCAGGGCUGCCAUCUGCAGUGGCAAAGUGGAGAUUGUUGCCAUCAACGACCCCUUCAUUGACCUCAACUACAUGGUCUACAUGUUCCAGUAUGACUCCACCCACGGCAAAUUCAACUGCACAGUCAAGGCCGAGAAUGGGAAGCUCGUCAUCAACGGGAAGCCCAUCACAAUCUUCCAGGACCGAGACCCCACUAACAUCAAAUGGGGUGAGGCCAGUGCUGAGUAUGUCGUGGAGUCUACUGGUGUCUUCACCACCAUGGAGAAGGCCGGGGCCCACUUGAAGGGUGGAGCCAAAAGGGUCAUCAUCUCCGCCCCUUCUGCCGAUGCCCCCAUGUUUGUGAUGGGUGUGAACCACGAGAAAUAUGACAACUCACUCAAGAUUGUCAGCAAUGCAUCCUGCACAACCAAAUAUACUUUUCUAACUGGGCUAUAUGUGAGUCCAUGGGAUUGUAUAAAACAUGAAGAAUCUUAUCCACUUUGAUUAGCACCAGUACCAAUUCCUGAAGCUACAUCUGGCCCAAUUGGCAUUGUAAGCAAGAUUGCUAAGACCCCAGCAUCUCAUUUUUGCCUUUGCUGACUCAGAGCCAUUUCCACAUAGGCAUUGAAAGGAAGGUAAUAAACUUGAGGGAAGAGAAUAACCAACACAUACAAGCUGGAAUUUUUGAGUACCUGUGGAUAAACAUGAGGAGUUAGUUAAUGCAAACCAAGUUCCAUUGUACAAGGUAGGAGUUGUUGUCACCUAUCAUAAGGGUAUGGUUGCAAAAAUAUUUAAGGUGAGUGAAGCUAUGUAGUUUUCCCCUUCUUCCUAUUACACAUAAUCCCUUUCCAUUCACUAUUUGAAUGUUGAGGACAGGGGAACUUCCCCAGGAACAUCUCAGUGGGCUAUUUAGGGGUGUUGACAAAUUUCCUGUGGUAGCCUAGCCAGUAUAGUGUAGGGGCCUGAGGUCCAGGUAAACCUGACAAUCUUCUCUCAUGUUAGUGGUGAAAUUAAUAAACCUAAAGGUAAAAUUUAGCUGCCUAUACAGGACAGACAUGUCAAAUACCCUAGAGAGGGGUGUGAUGGUUGAGAGCAAAACUGGAUUUGUAGGGGAGGAUGGAUCUAAAAUUGAGAAUGAUAUUGAAGUUUUUAGGGCAGUUAUUGGCAUUGACAGGGCCACUGGUUCCAUAGCUGUAAGGGGUAGAUUCAGGUGAGACCAAGUAUUUUUGUAUCUAUAAGAGGAAUCCCUUAUGGUUUCCUCCUCUGUGUUGACCCUAUCAAUUCCCUCAGCACUGGAGUAGUUAGUUGUUCUGCCUAUCUCGAUGAGGUCCCCAACUAUUAUGUAUCCAUGGGGCAUUCAUCUCACAGCUGCAACUUUUGCAAAAGAAGCUUUCUGUACUAUCACAAGUCACAUAGUCAUUUGUCGCUGGACAUGCAUAGAGUCUGAUAGUUCCAAGUUUUCAGUCUUUCCAGUCCUCUUCACAAGUUGCCUUAGCAGCUUGCAGUUCCUUAUAUGACAAACAAGAUGUACAUGUUGAACCCAGAUUUUUACACAUAUAUCUGGCCAGAACAUAAAGGUCUAUGUCAAAAAUGGAAAUGGUAAUACUCACCAGUACAGUCAAUGUCAAGGUUGGUACCUCUCUCCCCAAGUCUAUAAGAGUUCUUCUCUCAGAGCCUUGGAGUAUCUGUUUGAUGGUGACACCCUGAUGGGAGUUAUCAACAGCAGUUGUUACAAGAUGCAAGAUCAGGAUCAAUGAAGCCAGGAUGAGCAGAAUCAGGAUCAAUGAAGCCAGGGUAUGAUUAGCUCUUCAUUGCUCUUAAGUAAGUCAUGUGGAAGUUGUUCUUGGUGGGGCCUCAGUUGUUGGGUUGUUUCUUUUCCAGCCGGUGUCCACAUCUGAAUUCUACCCACCUUCACAGCUAUUGGCAUGGUCAGGAUCACAGUGUGAGAUCCUUUCCAGUGAGGUUCCAGAGUUUUCUGGUUAUGUCUCUUAAUCUAGACCUCAUCACCUAGUUCAAACCAAUGAUGAUUAGGGGGAGGAACAUACUCAUAGACCUGACAAAUUUGGGACAAGGGUUGCUUCUAGACCCUGUGGACAGCUUCCAAGGUUUUCAGGAAUUUGUCUUGGUCAAAUUUAGCUAGAAUGUCAACUGGAGGUUAGGUAACAUGGAAGAAGGACUCCCACAUAUUAUUUCAAAGGGGAUGAACCCUAACAUAUAAGUGGUAUUCCUAGCCUUAAAUAAGGCAUGAGAUAAGAGAUACCCCAUCGCUGCCAGUUUCAAGGGUUAAUUUUGUUAAAGCGUCCUUCAGAUUCUGAUUCAUCCUCUGUCCUGAACCUUGGGGUCUGUAAGCACAGUGUAACCUCUAAUUAGUUCCCAAGAUUUUUAAUAAAGAUUGAGUUACCUACCUGAGAGAGGAAUGCUAGUCUUAUGUCAGACCCCAGAAAGGGGGGUAGACCAUACCUGAGUAUGAUGUCUUCUAGAAUCUUCUUUUCCACUGCAUUAGAAGUUUCUUUCUUCAUAGUGAAUGCUUCUAGAUAUUCUGAAAGGGUAUCUAUAAAAACUAACAAAUAUUUAUAUCCAUAUAUUCCUGGUUUCAUCUCAGUUUAAUCUGUUUCCUAUUUGACCUAAGGCUGCUGGGCUCUAAUUCUAGUUCCUAGAGUUUCUUGGCUGGGGCUGGAGGAGUUCACAGCCUGGCAAGUGGGGCAAUUUGAGAUUACCUGAUCAACCAAGUAUUAAAUAUUUUCUAUUUUGCUCCUUGUAACAACUCUUUCAGUUUCUGGUAGCCUAAAUGUGAGGCUUGAUGAAUUUGAUGCAUAAAUUGUUUAGCAAAUUCCUUGGACAGGAUGGUACAGGCUUCAUUAGUAUGGAACCCUUUGUGUCUUCUUUAAAUUCCUUUAUAUUUGAUCUGAUCUUAUGUAUUUUUCAGUGGAGUUUUCAGGGGCCAUGGUGAGUGCAAUAGAUGGCAGAACGAUCAGAAUAUGUUCAUUGGAAAACAUGGCAAUUUUCUGUGUAGCUUUGUCAGUCAACCUAUAUCCCUACACUGAUUGUGAAGUCCCUAUUUUGAUAUCUGGGAAAAUAUAUUAUGGUUACCUUGAGAAUGAGCCAUAAUGCUUCCAAUAAAGCAAGUAGCUCUUCUUUAUUUUAAGGUGUUUUGGAUUUUUUGUUUUAUAUUUUUUGUUUUUGUUUUUCUGAGUUUAGUUUUGUUUUUUUUUUUUCUUCAGAAUUCAGCAACACCCUCUCUUAGAGUAUCAAUCCAUACACAUGAGCUAUGACAAAAGCAUAUCUGCUGUAAGAAUAGAUAUUGACUAUUGCCUCUUUUGCCACUUUUAAAGGCUGAGUGAGAGAUGUUAGUUCAGAUUUCUGGGUUGAUGCUCCUCAUGGCAAGGCAGUUGCCCAAACACCAAGGUCGAAAUACACCACUGCUACCAGUGGUUCUGUUCUGGGUGAAAUUCCUCCUGUCCAUGAAGUAGAUGCUCAGCAUCUGGACAUGGUAUGACAAUCAUGCAUGGCCUAAGAUUCUGUUGUCCCCACACUAAGGAGCAUUUAUAGUAUAUGCCUAAAGAGAAGCCAGGCAGUAAGAAAAUGAGGUUCAGGGAUCAUAACGGGUUAUAAAUUAUAUGAGGGGGAUUUAGGAGCAGGACUUAAAAAAGCAGAUGAGAGAGAAAGGGAGAGAAAGACAAAGACAGACAGACAGAGACAGAGGAUAGGAGUAGAAGCUAGCUAUGAACAUGUGGAGAGGGGGAGGAGAAUGGAGAGAAAAAGGAAAGAGAGCAAGAGAAGAGUGAGGAAGAGUCAAACAGCCCCUUUUAUACUGACUCAGGCAUGCUGGUUCUUGGCAGGUAACUGUGGGGUAGAUCCUAGAAAGGAAUGCUAGCAUUUCCUCCACUUUGGCAUAAUUAAAGAAAUAAGUUGGAAAGAAGUGAUGGUGAAGCAUGAAUAUGGUCAUAGUGAUCUUUAGCUACUUUCUACUGAGUUUGUGGCCACAUAUCUCUGGGAAACCUGAGAAAAUGGGUACCUGGAUGUUGGUUCAGUCUUAGGAAUGUUGGCUGUUUCCUUGCUGUACAGAGUCUGUGCAACCAUUUGUGGGUAGAUAGGAAGGCACAGGUACAGGAAAAGCAUCUGUUAGAGAAAAUUAGAGCAUCUAUGAGUUGCUUCUCUGAAGUUAUCCUAGAUGUAGUUAACACCUAGACUUGACAAGAUGACAAAAUGCACACACACACACACACACAUGUAUACACAAAUGCAUGCACACACACACACACAUAUAUACACACAC
Messenger RNA from Mus musculus (house mouse), 10034 nucleotides. Its product is annotated as predicted gene 29667. NCBI's taxonomy places the organism in Eukaryota, Metazoa, Chordata, Mammalia, Rodentia, Muridae. The transcript has a single exon. The record is from RefSeq and is a predicted model, not a curated record. The coding region runs from base 5159 to 6262 and encodes 367 amino acids.